This is a messenger RNA of Punica granatum (pomegranate), 6956 nucleotides long. NCBI's taxonomy places the organism in Eukaryota, Viridiplantae, Streptophyta, Magnoliopsida, Myrtales, Lythraceae. The record is from RefSeq and is a predicted model, not a curated record.
GAACUGGUCACUACUUCUGCUACCGCGUGCCCUGCACCGCCAUGGCUUCGUCGGAGCAGCCUCUGAAGAAGCGGAGGCUCUACGAGCUGCCGCCGGAAUCUCCUCCCCGACCGUCGUCUCCACCUACCUCAUCCCAGGAUGGCCCAGCAGCUGCCCCUCCGCCGCCUGAGCCAGCUGUCCUCCUGGCGGCGUCUCCACAGACGCCGUCGCGGGAGGAUACAACGACGAAGCGGAGUAACAGGGAGGAGAUUCGACUCGUCUUCGAGUCGUACAAGAAGCUUAAAUUUUGCGUCUCCCAGAAGGAGGCGCGCCUCAUGCCGGAGCUGGAGCAGGCUUACCUCUCCCUCAUCACUGCUUCCCAAGGAUGUACCAGUGUGCAGCGUGUUGUAGCUGAUCUCAUUCCUCGAUAUGCGUCAUUUUGCCCUACUGCUCUUGAAGCUGCUGCAACUGUCCUAAUCAAUAUGCAUAACUGGAACUUGGCUAUCAUAAACAGGGGAGAGGAUGCUGACGACGUUGCAUUUCAGAUUGCAAAAACCUGCAUUCUAGGUCUCGUUGAUAUCUGUCGCACUGCUUCGUCAGAGGCUCCAACUUCAUCUGUUAUACAAGGCAUCAGCUCCGCAGUCUUCCUUAAUGUGCUUACCUUUUUUGUAUCCUCUUUUGGGGGGAAAAAUAUUUUCCAGAUUGUUGAUGAGGAAAGGACAAAGUUGCCAGACACUGAUGAGAGUUUUUCCUAUCUAAAGAUGAAGUUGUCAGACGAGGAUGAAUUACCCGUGAUAAAGUUAUCCAAGUUUCGGGCAAUAACCAUCCUUAGGAUAUUCUUUGCUUGUCCAAAGAGCAUACUUGCCGCCUGUUUUGAGCUCCUGAAAUCCUCUAUAGCAGAGGGUCUUCAAAAUGACGGACAGUAUUUUCUUACUCAGGUAAUGAGCAGGCUUGAUGGUGAUGAUGUGGCUUGCAUUCUGGAUCAUUCAAAUGAUAAAGCUCAAUCUUGUAUCGCUUCAACGAAUAAAGAAAACAAUGGGCAGCAACCAUCAGAUGGCAGUCACAUUUCUGUACCCAUGAGAUGCCUGUUACGAUUGGUUAUUGAUAGAGAUCAUUCCUUGAGAAGCUGGAUCAUUAAGAGGUACCAUAAAUUGAAAAAAUUCUCACCCUCUAGAUGUGCAUCAGAAAUUCUCUCUGUGUUGAAAGGAUGCUUGGAAUCAUUUAUUGAUGGGGUCAACUGGGAGGAUAGUCAAGUAGAAAGUGAUGAAGAUGCUUCUGAAUCUACUGCAUCUUUCAAUCAACAUUAUUGGGCCCCUGGGAUGUCAAGUCAGCAGGGUAUGCAUACUGAACCAUGUGGAAGAGAGGAUAAUGGAAGAUAUCAUGAUGGAUCACGAAACGAGGGUUUUACAGGCAAGUCUGGCCAAUAUACAAACUCUCACAGCUCGGCAGAUGUUCGUUCUAUAAGUGUUCCUGAUUGUAAUGGUGGGGGCUCCAGGUUAAAGGACUUUGAGAUGUCGGAGCAUGCAGAUUAUUCCAGUAGGCCCUCAGUGUCUACGGAUGUAGCGACUCACCAGUCAUAUUCACCUGUAGCAAAACAAUCAGACUUUAGGAGCAAUUCAUUUGAAGGAAGAAAUCAUUUUGUUCAUGGUGAUAAAAGUCAUAAUCCUAAUACGGAUGCCAGCAUACCUCCCCUGAGAUCAGCUGCAGGAAGUGCAAAUAAUGCUGUGUCAUCUCCAAGACAUAAUUAUGCAGUCCGAUAUAGUUCUCCAAAUCAAGUCUUUUGGUUAUCUGAUGGGGACCCUGCAGCUAUGGAUAUAGUCUCAGCUUCCAGGCAGCUCUUGUUGGGUUAUCUGGGUCCUGAUGUAUCUGAAGCUCAUGUAAGAUACCAGCUUGACAGAUUUGGUCCUAUUGAUCAUUUCUUUUUCUACCCAAGGAGAGGAUUUGCGUUGGUUGAUUUCAGGAGUAUUAUGGAUUCUAUAAGAGCUCGUGAUUAUAUCAGAAGACAUUUCCCAUGGCGCAUUAAAUUUCUGGACAUCGGACUAGGGACAAUGGGAGCGGUAAAUGGUGUUGCCGUCGGUUAUUGUUCUUUUAUAUAUGUUGGAAAUAUAUUGAGUCAGUGGAUGAGGGAUGAGUUUCUGAAUGAAUCGAGGAAGGUGCUUUACAAAGGCCCCAACAUGGUUACUGAUUUGACCAAUGAAGGCGCUAUGCUGUUGGAAUAUGAAACUUCUGAAGAAGCUGUGACAGUGAUGACACAUCUUAGGCAGUACCGGAAGGAAAUUAGUAAUAGGUCGCACAUGGAUCCAUCCAGAUCUGCUGCUGUUCCUGCUCAUGGUGUUGGCUCACCACAUUCUCAACUAGUUGCACAUAACAUUCCUGACAGCACUAGGACUAGGAUGUCUCAGUUAUCUUCUCUAUUCUCUUCAUUACGUUCAAAAUACAACAUCAGUCAAAGUUUUAGCUACUUUGACAAUCAUAAUUCCCAUAAUGCCAACUCAAGAGGAGAAGAAAUGGCAUCAAACACGCUAUGGAUCUACCUUCCAAAUUCAAACACUCCGUAUCUCAUGGAGGAUGAGCUAAUGACAAUUUGCAAACUGGCUAUUGGCGAUGUAGGGUCCAUUAUUCGGCAUGCACGCACAAAUAUGCAAUCAGGCUCUGGCUGGUUAGUUGAGUGCAGCAGUGCGGAUGCUGCAAUUACUGCUUUGAGAAACCUCCGUGGUUGUCCAGGCACAUUCCUUCAAGUUGAACUCAGUCAUGGAGGCCAGCCACCGGUUCCACCUGUGUCAUCUAAUCCUGACAGUGGAUCCAGUGGCCUUGUAUCUCCAGGGCUGAAAGCUGAUAGCACCCCAGUACUGGGCCCACAUUCUUUCCAAUCAAACUGGACUUCUUCUGGCGGCACUGAGAACAUGGUGGUGGAUAACACUUCACAAGGUAGCACCAUGGUCUCAGGUGUGAGUUCAGCUGCGGCAAGCAUAUCAUGCAUGCCAAUGGCACCUCAAGGACCCAAUAUACCACCUCAUCAAAUUCAAGCAUCUCCGUUCAUGCACCCCACUUAUUUCCCCCCAACAAAUCCAUGGGACCCACAAGGUUCUAGUCAUCACGUGCCUCUAAAUCCUGUUCAAGCCGGCCCAAUGCAGAAUAAUUUUCAGGUUACUGCUGCAUCAGCAGCUCCUUUUCCUCCUCCCUUGACCCCUCUAGCACAAGUACCAGGAAACUCAGUGAAGCCUGAAGAGUCUCCUGUCCCUCCUGAGAUGCCACCACCUCCAUUGCCUCCAUCCCCCCCACCUCCACCUCAGGCACAACCACCUUCCCUGCCACCUCCUCCGAGUUCUCCGCCCCCACCACCCCCUCCUCUACCUGCUACUGAAUCCUCUUAUCCUGAGACCUCUUCACCGCCUCUUCAGUACCAAUGGCAGGGAACUUUAUGCAAGAGUGGAGUGCAUUACUGCAUAAUUCGUGCAUAUAGAGUAGAUUCAGAUAUUUGCAAGUAUCCGAUUGGCCUAUCUGAGCCUGCGGAAUGGCCCGUUAAAUUGGACAUGACCAAACGUACGGACUAUCGGCACGUGAAGUCAGCAUUCACUAAUACUCCAUCACAUAGAAGAGAAGUAUGCCGAAUGGUUCCUGCUUCUGUUGCUGACCGUAAAGGCUUCCAGGACUUCAUAUCUUACUUGAAGCAGCGGGAAUGUGCCGGAGUAAUCAAGAUCCCUGCAGUGGGUUCCAUAUGGGCGAGGCUCCUAUUCAUGCUUCCAUACUCGGAGGAGCUUUGCUCGAUGCUCUCUAUUCCCCUUGAGUCCUCAGAUGCCCUCAUUGUACUGGUCCUGCCCAAAGAAACAAACAUCGAAGGGGUAUUCCGAUCAACAACAAGAAGGAGCUUGAAUAUGUCGAACCGAUACUCCAACAAUCGACCCAGGCAACAUGACACCGCCAACAGGAAUUUCCCGAAUGCCCAGAAGAAGUUCGCCCCCAAAACGCAGAACCCCACCGUCAAGCAGCCAUCCCCUGGCCCCACGCUCUCCACUUCCCUCCGGGGAUCGUCCUUGGAGCAGGCCGGUGAUGGUUCUUCCUCCAGCGGCGGCGGAGCUGCAGCGUCGGCAAGCAGGGUGCGGCUCGGGGAGAGUGGACAGUGGGUGUCGAACGCAGCUCAGAGUGGCAGCUUCGUCAUUUACUUGCCCCAGGAUGAGGCUGUGGCAGCUGGCCUCGGGGCCGAGGAAGGCGGGUUGGACCCCGUGGAGUCACAGCGAGUGGUGGAUCUUCUGAAUAGGGAGCUCUCUCGGUUGCUCAAGCUAAAACCAAGAGACUUUUGGAGAGAAGUUGCUGGUGAUUCUUCACUGCAUGAAUUUCUCGAUAGCUUCCUGAAGUUUAGAAGUAGAUGGUAUGACUUCCCGCAUCAUGGUGCCAAAGGAAUGGUUGCAGGAGUUAUCGUUGGAGAACUUGAGCUGUGUCAUCGUGUCUUUAUGGUAUUGUAUCGAAUAUCUUCAAAUAGAGAUCCUGGUGCUCGUUCUGCUGAUUCCCUUAGUCCAAAAGACCAUGGAGUUAUUUUGCAGGACAAGAAGUUGCUUGAUUUGCCUAAGUUGUUGGAUAUUUGCGCCAUAUAUGGUCAUGAAAAUGAAGACCUGACCAGAUUGCUGGUUUCCAAUGCUUUAAAAGCGCAGCCAUGGAUCCAUUACAAUCUGACAGAUGUGAAUUCUCACUUCUUGAGUAUUGUCCAGACAAUGCAACAUCGAUGCAGCUCAUCUUUGAAGUUACUUUUCUCUAGGAGCGAGGGAAACCAGGACUUAAAGCAGCUUCACUCUGACUUCUUGGAGGUAAUGGACUUUAUCAAUGAUGCUAUAUCAUCAAUGGAUGCUUUUGUGUCUGCAUACAGACCUGCAGCUGCAUUCUUCUCAUGCCCGGUAGAGACGAGUGAUGGAAAUGACGAUUUGCUCUCCACACUUGUGAAGCUACAUGAUUCGUUGCUUCCCUCAUUGCAAAAGGGUUUCCGAUUCAUUUGUUCAUCAGGCGACGCUUUGGGAGAUGGAAUAAAAUCCACAAGCUUUAUAAAUUUAAAGAUGCUAUCUACGAGAUUGGAGAAAUUUGGUUGGAAACUAUUGGACUCUUGUUAUCUUAGCGAUGAAGUUUUUGAAGAAAGUCUCGAUGUACCAGCUACCACGAAAAUAUUCCCUGCCAAAGUGGAUGAUCCAGUCAUACGGACAGAUAUUAUAGUUCAAACUUUUCGAGAAAUGAGCAAUUUGUCACACCAAAUUGUGGAGAAUCAGGAUCAGAUGACAUUUCUUCAACAAGUUGAGAGGAGUUAUAGAGUGAUGAGCAGACUCAGGAGCUUACAGAGCAAUGGAUGGAUAAUAAUGGACGAUGAACAGUACCAAUAUUUAUCGGGCACGACGAUGUCUACUAGUCUUCCUGCUCAAAAUGAGGACCCACCUUACAAGUCCACCAGUGCAAACACAACCAGUGAGGCCCAGAUUGAUGAAGAGACAGCAGUUUUGGCAUCCAAGAUCAGUCAAAUUAAGGAUCUCUUCCCCGACUAUGGCAAAGGUUUCCUAUCAGCCUGUCUUGAAGUCUAUAACCAGAAUCCAGAAGAGGUGAUUCAGAGAAUUCUUGAGGGGACUCUUCAUGAAGAUCUUCAGUCCUUGGAUACUUCACUAGAGAUGGUUCCGGUACCAAAAUCUGUUUCUGCAACAGGAGCAAAAGAUAAAGGGAAAGGAAAGUUAUGGGAAUCUAGCCCGAUACCUCCAUCAACAAAUCCUGUGGAGAGACAAAGUGGGGUAUCCUCAUCUUCCGGCGGACGGUUUGUUAGGAAGUCUAAGUUACAGUCGCCUGAUACUAAAACCCUGGAUACCCGAGAUAAGAGAGAUGCAGAAAAGAUCAGUGCCCUAGCUUCACAGUACGAGUACGAAGAUGAGUAUGAUGAUUCCUUCGAUGAUCUUGGUCUGGGAGGAGUGGAGUCAGGAUUCGAGGAGAGUGAAGGAUUGGAAGUGGAUACGGUCUCUAGAAUGGGGCACACACAGAGUGCUCCCAGCAGCAGCUCCAAAUGGGGUUCAAGGAAGCAGCCUCAGUUCUAUGUAAAGGACGGGAAGAAUUACAGCUACAAGGUGGAUGGUUCCGUGGCCGUUGCAAAUGCUAAUGAGGCCUCGUUGGUCACUCGGGCACAGAGUGAGCUGAUUUAUGGCCUUGGUCGAGGUGGGAACCUACCGCUUGGGGCCGUGAAGAGGCUGCAAGAGGCUCAAGAGGAGGGGGGAAAACAAUCGGAGGUUUCUUCAGUGAAUGAAGUGAGAGGUGGGUGGAAUCCCAGAGGAAGGGGAAGGAGAGGUGGAGGAAGAGGCAGGGAGGCUUACGAAAGAAAAGAUAAUAAUCAAUCCGAUGGCCCUGAGGGAGAAGUGAGGGAGAAUUCAGAUACUAAUAGGGGAAGGGGAAGAAGAGGAGGGGGGAGGAACCAUUAUAGGAAGGAUAGGGCCAUGAAUAAGCACUUUUCGAGUCUAAGUGGUCGCUAAUCGGUAGUUCAUUGAAGAGUUUGGCAUAGGUUCACGUCAUCGGUUCUUCAAAUCGGUUUGAAGAACCGCAAUUCAGUGUCAGGAAAAGCUAGUCGUGUCUGCUCAUUAUGGAGCUUUUGAUACAUAUACAACAGCAAAGGGGCAAAUUGGCAAAACUCAGGUCAUGUAUUCGCUCAUUAUAGAGCUUUCUGAUGAGUGCGUGCCUUGGCCAAAAGGGCCUUCUGCGCAUAGAACAGCAGCUAAGCAACGCUAAUAGAUGGUCCUGCGAAUUACAAUAUUGGUGAAUUCUGAAUCUAGUGAUACGAACUACAACAUUAUCGAGUUUUCAGGUCGGUUUUUACUGUACAAGAAGCUUUGUCUGCCAUCUAAAGGCCAUAUCUCACGGAGAGCUUGUCUUAAUUAUAUGGCAUGGAGGGCUUCUCUCUUUUUCUACCGAUACAGCAGCAUUCAUGCUUGCGUUCCUUUUCAAUUAAUAUAGAUAUCUGUUCUAAA